Molecule: messenger RNA, 757 nt
Organism: Drosophila albomicans
Lineage: Eukaryota; Metazoa; Arthropoda; Insecta; Diptera; Drosophilidae
Product: keratin, type I microfibrillar 48 kDa, component 8C-1
Exons: 1
Coding region: 39-740 (233 amino acids)
Source: RefSeq, a predicted model, not a curated record
UUCAAAAGGAAAUCCAAAUUAUUAAUUGACAUAUGUAAAUGGCAGAUCUUGAAGAUGAAGCUGUGGCAACAGAGGCCGAGGAAAAUGAGGAAGCUCAAGAAGCCAAGGAAGAAGAUGAAGCGCCAGAAGAUCUGGAAGUCGAAGAAGAAGCUCUCGAGGAAGCUGAAAUUGAUCCUUUCGAGCUGCUCAACGAGGACACCGAGGACAAUGAGGAGCAGGAACGAAUGUAUCGUGAAUAUCUCGAUUUGACGAAACAAAUCGAUUGUCAGAAGAACAUUAUUAACAAUAUGUUGGCAAGAAAAAUGAAUUUAAUUGAUCAACAAUGUAAAACUCGCAAGGAUAAAGCGGACCUCAAGAAAUUGCGAAUUUGCAUCGAUCAGGAGAACAUUAAAUUGCACACUAUGACAAAUCGGGCAAUUCAGCUGCAAAACUUCGGAUCAGCUCGUUUAUAUGGCGACAUCGAACUGCCGAUCGAUGAUUUUGAGCAGAAUAUAUUCAUGCCUCCUCCGCCAAGUUGUUGUUCCAGUUAUCCAUCAACCUCCAAGCGACGUGGCACACAAUUAACGGCGCAACAAAUUUGUGAUGCUUGUGAGGCAUGUGGCACUUCGAAGGGUUGCAGUCCUUGCAAUCCUUGCAAGCCAUGCGAUCCUUGUAAUCCUUGUAAUCGUUGCAAUACCUGUGGUGAAUGCAAUCCUUGUACUAAUUCGUCUACUGAUUCAGAUGAUGCUUGUUGUACUUGAAGAAAUGUGCUAUAUAA